AUGGAUGCGGAUGAUGCCGAUGAGGAUGGGCUGGUGCUGUUGCGGGAGCCUCGCAGGCGCCUGGGUCGGGGCACCUCAAAGCCAACACGGCGCAGCUCCCCUGACAGACCCACACCGCGGGAAGCGCCAACGACUCAAGCCCCAACAACUCGGACGUCAACUUGUCCAGACUUCCGGGAAAAGACGGUCGACGAGCCGCGGAUGCCACACGAGCCGCGGACGCAGAUGCCGCACGAGCCGCCGGCGUCCACGGUUGCUGGCGCGAGGGGCUCGGGCGCCACAUCGUUGGUGGAGCUUAUCGACCGAGGCAUUUACGGCAUGGGCCCUGCCGGCCGCCGCGCGCGCCCCUCCGCGCCCCGCUCCGAGUCCCUGCCACCGGAGGGGAUCGCUGGAAGUUCCCGCGGUCGGGCGCGGUCGGGCCGAUGGGAUCAAGGCACGCGUGCGAGCCUGGAGCAGGCGGCAGCAGCUGGGUCAAGGCUGCGUGCACGAACGGCGCGGGGGAACUUGGCGCCACAGCAGCUGGAAGACUCGGAUCCCUGGGCAGCCUACUUUGGAGAGAAGGAUCGGGCAGAUCGGAGCGAUGUCCCGAUCUGGGGGCCGCCGCUGGUUCGGCGGCGCCGAGCCACGGCCGCGGAGCUCGGCGCCGUUCGCCGCGGAGCGUCGGGCGAGCUGACGACGGGGCACAUCCCCGUGCUGCGGGACGAGUCCAUUGAUUGCCUGCUAAGUGGAGCCGACGGGAGCGAUGGGUACUACGCGGAUGGCACCUUUGGUCGUGGUGGCCACGCCACGGAGAUCCUGCGGCGGCUCAGUGGCGCUGGACGGCUCUGGGCCUUCGACUUGGACCCCAAUGCGGUGGCCGUGGGACAGAAGCUGGAAGCGAUGGAUGAGCGCUUUACGAUGAUCCAUCGGCCCUUCGCCGACGUGAACGCCAGCCUACCUGCAGACGUGGAGUUGUCUGGGAUGCUUUUGGACAUUGGUUUUUCAAGUCCACAGGUGGAUGAUGGUGAGCGGGGUUGGAGUUGUUGUCAGGACGGGCCGUUGGACCUGCGGAUGAACUUCAAGGCUGGGAUCCCUGCGUGGAAAUGGCUGCAGACGACCACCCCUGCAGAGUUGGCCUCGGUGAUUUACGAGAACGGUGAGGACGACGACCCCAUCCUCUGUCAUCGCAUCGCGGAAGCGGCCUUGGAACGCCAGCGCCGGCUCGGUCCCUAUACCUCAACGCUGGAGUUGGCCACCUGCAUCCAGGAGGUGAAGCAAGGCUUGGAUGAUCGACGGCAACACCCGGCAAAGCUCGCAUUUCAGGGCAUUCGGAACUUCAUCAACCAGGAGAUGCAGCAGUUGGCGGAUGCCAUGGAAGCCCAGUUUCAACGCCUCAAGUAUGGCGGCCGAUCGGUGGUCAUCACCUUCAAGCCCAAGGAGGAGCAAGUCCUAGAGAACUGGUUGCGGCACAAUGAGGACGGCUGGGCCUCGCCCUUAGCCUCCAUGGUGAGUCCUGAUCGUCUGGGCGAACUCUUUCCGUUGCUCUCCACGGUGCAACCAUACUGCGCCCGACGCCUACAGCCGCCGCUGCGACCAACCAUGGAAGAGCUGCGCAGGAACAGCCGCGCACGCUCGGCGAUGGUGCACUGCUUCGUAAAGGAGCCUAGGAGGCCACCUUUCCAGAGGCCCCGAUGGCACUGGCUGAGGGAGUGA
Molecule: messenger RNA, 1692 nt
Organism: Durusdinium trenchii
Lineage: Eukaryota; Dinophyceae; Suessiales; Symbiodiniaceae
Source: the annotation of a GenBank genome assembly